Messenger RNA from Harmonia axyridis, 3735 nucleotides. RefSeq lists its product as uncharacterized. The record is from RefSeq and is a predicted model, not a curated record. The transcript has 8 exons. NCBI's taxonomy places the organism in Eukaryota, Metazoa, Arthropoda, Insecta, Coleoptera, Coccinellidae. The coding region runs from base 2116 to 3681 and encodes 521 amino acids.
AUGAAAUCAAACAAAGCCUGGUUUCCCAAUAUUAAGAAACAUUAUUUUUUAUUAGUUUUCAUUUUGUUAUGAUUUAUAGUGAUUUAAUUUAUGUUUCUAUUUCAAAAAAGUUGAUAUUUUCCGUUCUUUUUUACAAUCAGUUUAAUAAAUAAGUGUUUUUUGCAAGGUUCCUUCUCAUUUCAAAAUUUUUUUAUUGAUGUGACUCUACAAAAUGAAACUGCUAAAAAUCAACUAACUUGAUAUGAUUCAAGUACUUGAUAAAUUAAUACUGACUUGACUUGAGAUUGAAAAACUACUACUUGACUUGAAAUCAAGUCAAGCUAAAGCCAAGUAGCUUGAAAAUCAAGCCAAGCCGGAAUCUCUACUCAUUGCGAUAUUUAUUUAGAAGUUUGAGAUCUUAAAUAGAAAAUACGAUAAAUGUACUCCAUUUCUGGUAGAUGAAAUUAAUUUUUAUACCUAUCCACUAAUUCGGCAGAAGCUACGGUAUAUCAUCUCAUCCAUAAGAAAACUUUAAUUAAUAUUUUCCUUACGACUGUCCUUACCUAAUUGGAGGAAAUGAAAAGCGUAGAAAAUUUUCGGCAGAGUUUAGUAUAGAACAUCAAGUUUCUUGGAAAAUUGAGUUUUCCAUUCCUCAGUGACGUUUCGUCUUUGUUGUGGAUAAAUGAAGAAAGUUGGUAAUGGGCUUUCAAGCAAAUACACAAAAAACAAUAUUCCGGACAGGGAUUCCGAAAACAUUGAAUUCUUGACUAGCUCCAUCCGAAUUUAUCUACUCUGGGCAGAAGAAUUGUUGUGGAGGAACUGGAAAAUUGUAAAUACAACCGCAGGGAACUACAAUAUUCAUGACAAAAGGUCGCUUCUGCCCUCGGUUGGUUUAUUGUUUCCAAAAAUAAUCCACUGACUUAUUAAUGAUCAAAUUCGAAAGUGAUAUCAAUCAAAUGGAUUUAAAUUACCAGAAGAAAUAAUGUGAUAACGAUAUCUAUCAAGUGGAUUGAAAUACUUCAAAGGAGAAGAAAGUGUUAGGAUAAAAGGAGCUGAAUUAUCCGAUUUCGCAGUGAAAGGAAAAAGUUCCUGAAUGAAUGAGGUGGUAUCCUUUUCGUAACCCAGCAAGUGCAAAACUAGCGGUUUUGUUCAAACACAAAGUUGUCUGGUGGAAAAAUGAAACAAAGGGUUAACUCGACACAAUGAGAAAUCACGGAAUAUACAUUCAGGAACGUCUUUCGCAGGAAAAGUUCGAAGUUAAUUUAAUCAUUUGAAGCUUUGAUUCAAAUAUGUUCUGGACAAGAAACGACAUCCGUUUCGAGUUUGAAAACAUGGUUGAACGAGUCAACUUCUGGGGUAAACACUAAUUGGUUUAUCUCGCAAUCAUUCCAUGAAUUCACUUCUAUAGAAAUAUUGUUAAUUUGAUCAUCAAACUCUUGUCUCGUUGACUGCUUUUCUCUCGAAUCGGAAUUAUAAAUUUUAUUCGUUAUCAUUCUAUACUAAAAGCAGAGUUAUUUCAUCUACGGGACAUAUUUUUUCAAGGAUUUCAAUUAAUUUGCUGACUCAAUAUACAUGAAUAUAUAUUUUAGAGACAGAAGCUUAUCAUUAGAAUUUUUCUCCAUUCUAAACUCACCUCAAAAAAUUUUUAGCUUAUGUUUUCAAAAGUAUCAAUCGAUACCAAUCUGAUUGAAAGAAUUUUCUUUCAUCACAGAAUCUUCGCAAUACCAAAUCCAUCAAUAAUUUCCUUCCAGAUAUAAGUAAGAAGCUAGAAAUCAUUUCGUAUCGAAUAAGACCACGUAUCUCCGAAUUUAAAAAUAAUACCUGUGUUUAGAUGAAUUUUUCAAGAAACACACUGUAUACUAUAUUGUAGAAUUGUCUAAUUCAUAGAAAUAUAGUUUCUAAUUAUUCAAAACUUCAGUGAAGUGUCUGUUUCUAAGGAAAAAAAUAAACGUCAGAACAUUGUCAAAAAAUUUUAUCUACUGUCAAGGAAUUGUGUUAUAAUUUUUUCAUCUUUCAAGCCAACCAGAGUGAAAGUAAAUACAACAAAUACUUCAAAUAAUAUCUACAAUCAUUUUUCUACAGAUUAAUUUUACCAGAGUGAAAAAAAUUUGAAUUAUUCAAUAAUAAUCAGGAGUGAUGGAAGAAGAGGGUCAAUUCGAAUCGUCAGGCAUGGAAAACUCUGCAGAUGAAAUGGAAAUAGGUCUUGGGGAGGGACCUGAUUCUCCUGAGAUGGAGUUGUGUCAACAAUUGGCAGAUUCUUUAUCUAUCAGUACAUUGACCCAUAGUCUCACUCCAAUACCAAGCUUGACUGACAGGACCAUAAGCAUCUCAAGAAAUACCAAUAGUCUCUCUAGAGAUGAAAUCGAAUAUGACACUGAUGAUAUGAAUGCAAAUGUGAAACUAACGAAUUGGACUACAGUAUCUUUUUGCACCUCAACUGAGGACAUGAUUUCAAGUGGAAUUUUCGAUUCUGAUAACGAGGCUUCUGAAAACGAAAGCAUCGAAUCCCUACCGAGAGAAAGUGUUACAAGUGACGUAGAGAGUGCUCGUAAAUGGCAAGAUAUCUCAACUUCUGACCACCAAUGGGAGGAAGACGAUGUAACUCUUGUCGCUUCUAAUAGAAGACUGAAGAAAACUGUUGAAUCAUCAAGUGAAGAUGAACCAAGACCACUGAGAAAAUAUAAACUGUUCAACAUCCGAAGAAGUGACGGAUCUGAGAGCUCCUAUCCACAUUCCAGCAAUCGCACUUGCUCAGAUAUUGAAGAUUAUGAGCCUUCUUCAACACCAACAAGCGACAUUGAAGAUGACCCUACAACUUAUUCGGUUUCCAAGGUGACUACCAGGACUUGGUCUAAUCUAGAUGAUUCCCUAGAAGCCACUUGUUCUUCAAUUUCUUCAGACAUCUCAGUUGCUGAUAACAUUUUCGAUGAAGAAACAGCAGAGUACGACAAAAAUAUCGAACACAACAUGAUUGCCACCAGAUAUGGUUUACCAUAUGACUUGGUGGAGUGCAACUGCCACAAUGAAUCACAGAUGCGAACACGUAGAGUAGUUGGAAUCAAAGUCUGCAAAUCAGGCAGUUGCCACAAGUUCGAAGAAAAGUUUGGUGAACUGGAUGGACGUGCCAUAAGACUAUGGCAUACCUCCAAACGCUUGAAUGGAUACAAGAGAGCCUGCAGAAUUUACAACUCUUUCCUGAACAAACCAGAUGAAAGGAAGGAAGCUGAAUUUCGCAGUGCUGAUUAUAAACUGAAGGUGAACUAUCCCAACUACUGGGUGUACUUGAGCGAGAAAUAUAGGACCUUUUUGAACGAAGAUCAGCGCCAAAAAGAGAAAUCCUGCAAAGAAAAGGUCGUGGAGUUCUGUAAGAGAGUUCUUAAAGAGCAGGAUUUCUUUUCGCAACACUACCAAGUUAAGAUGAGAGAUUUUGGAGAAAAUGUUAAAUUCAGCGUUGAUUGCCGUUAUCUUCACAAAGAUUUCAAAGCAGCUUGCUCCUUCUUGAUGAAAGAAUACCCUAGCCUUUUCGAGCAUUUGAUUGAUAAGUAUGAGUUUCAUGUUUUUGCUGCGAAAAGAGUGGUGAUUGAAGAAAACCGUUUGAGAUUCAUCAGUUACUCGAAGAAAUUACAACAGGACUUGGAGGAACUUGAGCACCUUCACUAUCAUCAAUCUUUGGAGAAGAUCAGAAGCAGACAUCAAGUUUGAAUUUGUUCUUUGUUAAAUUUUUUGUGAAAUUGAGUUUUUCAAUAAAAAAAUUUU